This is a messenger RNA of Mugil cephalus (flathead mullet), 7939 nucleotides long. It is a transcript of the gene rab11fip3, whose product is annotated as RAB11 family interacting protein 3 (class II). Gene Ontology annotation, molecular function: calcium ion binding. Gene Ontology annotation, cellular component: midbody; endocytic vesicle; recycling endosome membrane. Gene Ontology annotation, biological process: regulation of cytokinesis; endocytic recycling. Bases 1314 to 4649 code for a protein of 1111 amino acids. The record is from RefSeq and is a predicted model, not a curated record. The transcript is spliced from 14 exons. Lineage: Eukaryota; Metazoa; Chordata; Actinopteri; Mugiliformes; Mugilidae.
AGGAGGAGGAUGGGACACUGCUGAUGCUGAUGCGAGAGCUUUCGGCGUCUGUGAUCAACAUCGAUGGACUGAUUGCCAGAUAGAUGGUGGAGCCUCUUAAGCCCGAUUUCACAUCGUCUCGUUUUAGUUCUCGGCGACGGAAGCGGUGACAGGCGUGUUAUUGAGACCAGGAACGAGGAGGAAUUUGAGGUGGAAAGAAGGAUUUCGUCCCUCGUCUGCCUGGCCUGUCUUCUGACUGACACAGGUGGAUUGGCCGCUGACGUCGAAAUGAGGACAUAAUACUGGACACCACCAGUCGAGGCGUCUUUUUCCCGCAGUUAACCCAUAAACCGCGACAUGACGAAAAUAAUUUUGGGAUUUGUUUAAUUGAGAGGAGGGGAGGGAGCUGGGAUGGUUGCUGUGUUGGCGAGCUAAUAGGCUAAUUUGGCUAGCUAGGCAGCUAGCAGCUUCCCCGGCCAAUGGAGCGAAAGAAGUGGGAUGCUGGAAGGAGGAGUUAGCUGUUAGCUCGAAUUCACUUGAAGAAAGGCACCGACACAUGUGGUAACCCGCUUCAUUAUGACGUGUUUAACAUGAACGCUGUAGCCCGGAGUUAAUUCAUUGCCUCGUUUGACUCUCGGCACGUCGUUAAAUUAACUCGCCGUGGAUAAGGUGAGAUAAUCGGCUAAGGGAGCUAAUGUUGACAAACACUCGCGACUUAUCGCGUUAAUUCGCAACGUCGUUGUGUGAAAAGGGGCUCGCGGCUGAGAGUUUGUGUCCAUCGGUUUAGGUCUGAGACGUUCACGUCAGCGAUUUAACAGCGUCCAGGUCGAAGAGAAGCAUGUUGACGGUGGAUGUACAAGAGCUGGGACAUUUAACAACAGCCAGGAGUGGACCUGCCAUGAGAGGAAGGGACAAAGUGAGUCAGAACACCCUCACAGCGGUUCGAUAUUCAGUCAGGCUUAGUCAUUGAUAUGACUUCUGAAUUUAGGUAUCGGUAUCGUCGAGAUUUGGAUGCCAGCCACUAGUACAAGGUGUAAAACCGUUCCCUGAGUGGCAUUAAACCUUAAAAAAAAACAAAAAAACAAAAACACCACUAUUUUACUGUUAAGUGUAUAGAAAAAUCUAAAUAUAUGUCAGCAAUAUUUAAAGACUUUGAAAUGUUAAACAUAAACAAUACUCCUAAGGACAGACUUAUUUCGAGAUUUAAAUAAAUGUGAGUAGUGCUACAUGAGAAAGCAUGGCAUUAAAACUGAAGAGCUGGAUCUCGACGACAGCAGUGAGAUAAAACAUUACCAGCUUUCUAAAGUUUGUCGAGGUAAAUAUAGCCGGCGUUAAUGGAAUCGACCAUCCUGUCUGGCCCUCUGGGGCACACGCAGUGGGAGUCAGAACAGCCAUUUCCUCUGGGAUUUCAAAUGCUCGAUUCGGACAAUGGAGGUGUGCCCUGUCAAAACAAGAGCGGUCACACAGGUUUGGGUUCCAGUGAUCAGGAUCAAACACCCCAAGUAAGAGAUGAGGAAACUCUUCGUGUGGAGGAGACGGCGCAGUUGGACAACCUUAUUAAUAUCUCAGAUUUUUCUUGUGGAGAUUUACAAUUUGAAGAUAACUUUACUAAUUCCCACUUUUCUAGCAAUGGUACUCUCAUAGAGGAGUUGUGUGAUAAAGAAAAAACUGAGGUACCUGAUGAAAUCAGUGACUGUGCUUUGUCGUGGCUGUUUUCUCCUGACUUUACCGAGGUGACUGGGAAAAACUCUGCUUACAAGGAGCUGGCUCUUACACAGGAUUUCCCUCUUGAGGGAUCAAAUGUCCUCAAUAGUGAGGCUGAGCUAAUAAACCUCAGUGUGCCGCCCUCUCCAGGGAAGAUUUCUGAGAGGAAUUCUGAGACUGACGCGGGGGACCCAUUUUUGUUAGUAGAUCUCCUCUCAAGUGAACAAUGUCGUCUCCCCCCAGAGUCUUCAGGUGAGUUGAACCCACAGGGUGUCAGUGAGGAGCUGCUAGACCUGUCACGGGACGAGCAGGCGGGUCAUCCUCCCUUACAGAGCAGCGGGACUUUGUCACCUGAAACUGGAGACAAAGGUUUAUUCCCUGAUCAAGUGACUGAUCUGCCUGUAACUGGUAGCUCAACCCUGCAAGGUUUACCUGAGAGCUGCCUCCCGCAUAACCACACCAGCGCCUCGCUGGAGUGUUUUGAAGGAUCCGUGCCUUUGUUGGAUUUAGAAGUUCCAGAUUUCGACAGCAGUCUGAGUCUGUGUCCAGUCAGUCCUGCCUCUGUUAUCUGCACAGAUAAGCCGUUAGAUGUAUCAGCAGAAGAGUCGGAGGCAGUGCACGCAGAAGUGGCUGUAAUUAGAAAUCUUCCUUCGGAGCAGCAAGGUGAGAAUGACUCACUCGCUCUGGGGUUGUCAGACGAACCUCCAUCACUGACGCUGCCCCUGGAUGAACAUGCCAUCAUCCAUGGUGAUUUCACCAUGGUGAGUAACUCUGUGGAGAGUCCAUCUAAGGAUCUGAUGGAAAAAGUUUUUUUCUCGGAAGCUGAAAAUCAGGAGAAUAAGGCGAUGGCUUUGGAUUUGUGUUUGACUGUGGCUGAGGUCCAUGAGGACGAAUCUUGGGACGUGAAACCGCAGGAUGGUGUACAGCAUGCCACUGUUCCCAGUCCAUCAGCUGAGCAGCGGGAAGAUGAGAGUCUGACAGAUGCUAACCGGCUCGAGGCUUCAGACUGUCAUGAAGUACCACCUUUUGAUUUUUCAGUCCAGGACUUAAACACUUCAUCUCCUCAGUCCGGGUGGACUAAUGAUCAAGCUGUGGAGACAAUUUCCCUCUCUAAGAUGGGGGUAGAUGACUCGCUUCCAAUGGUCUCCGCUGUGAACACCAGGGAGGAAGAUGUCUCCCCGCUGAAAGCUGUGUUCGAUGCCUUAGACCAAGAUGGAGAUGGCUUCGUUCGUAUUGAGGAGUUCAUGGAGUUUGCUGCUGCCUACGGGGCUGAUCAGGUGAAGGAUCUGACCAAGUUUUUGGAUCCUAGUGGCCUUGGAGUCAUAAGCUUUGAAGACUUCCACCGUGGGAUCUCUGCAAUUAGCAACGGAGGCCCUGAGCCACAGCUCUACAAUGUAAACUACAGUCCAGGGGAUGGAGCUGUGGGCUGUCCAGAGGAGUACGACGAGCAAAAUGAGGUGACGGACAGCGCGUACCUGGGCUCUGAGAGCACUUACAGUGAGUGUGAGACCUUCACUGAUGAGGACACGGGAGCCCUGGUACCACCUGAGAUGCACGAGGAUGUGGAGACGGACAGCGGCAUCGAGGCCACGCUGCACGACCCUGAAGAUGGCACCAAUAGGUUUUCCUUGAACUCCGAUCACCAUAACCACUCGGUGGUGACGGUCAUCGGCGGAGAGGAGGAACACUUUGAGGAUUUCGGGGAAAGCAACACUUCGGAGCUGCUGCUGGAGAGCAGGGUCGAAGGGCCGGAGGGAGAGGGUGACUCCUCUCUCACACAGACCCCCGAGCAGGUCAAUGGCUCGUCACCGCUCUCUCCCAGUGCACCCGCUUCUCUCCCUGACUGCUUUCAGAGCUUCCUCAGGGAGGAGGCGCUGGACUUUUUCUGUAGCCAGUGUCACAAACAAAUAAGUCGUCUCGAGGACCUCUCCACCCGCCUCAAUUUCCUAGAGAUGACUAGCGCUGGCAAGAGGCUGUCCAGCAAGAAAGUAGCAAGACACCUCCUCCAGAACAGCUCGAUGACUCUGGACACCAUGAGCGACUUGACGCGGGACAUCCUGGAGCUGGCUGACAACGACAUCACAGACAAGGUGCUCCUUCUCGAGCGUCGAGUGGCAGAGCUGGAGAAGGAGUCUGAGGCAUCGGGGGAGCAGCACGCUCGGCUGCGCCAGGAGAACCUGCAGCUCGUCCACCGGGCCAACGCCUUGGAGGAGCAGCUGAAGGAGCAGGAGCUCUACGCCGAUGAGCAGCUCCAGCUAGAGACCCGUCGUCACAAAGAGGCCCUGAGCAAGCUGGAGAGAGAGAGGGGGCUGGAGCUAGAAAACAUGCAGACCAGGCUGCAGCAGCUGGAUGAGGAGAACAGUGAGCUGAGGUCAUGUGUUCCUUGUCUUCGAGCAAAUAUUGAGAGACUAGAGGAGGAGAAGAGGAAGCUUGAGGAUGAGACAGAAACCAUGUCCGACAGAUUAGUGGAGGAGACCGAGUCUCGCAGGAAGAUGGCCGACAAGCUGAGCCACGAGCGUCACCAGAACCAGAAGGAGAAGGAGUGCACGCAGGAGCUAAUUGAAGACCUGCGUAAACAGCUGGAACACCUACAGCUGUACAAGCUGGAGGCCGAAGCAAAGAGAGGGCGCUCGCCUGCCGCAGGACUCCAGGAGUAUCAGACCCGCACCCGCGAGGCCGAGCUGGAGCAGGAGAUCAAACGACUCAAACAGGACAACCGCACCCUGAAGGAGCAGAACGACGAGCUCAACGGCCAGAUCAUCAACCUGAGCAUCCAGGGAGCCAAGAAUUUAAUGUCGGCCUCCUUUUCCGACUCCCUGGCAGCUGAGAUCAACAACGUGUCUCGUGUAGAGUUGAUGGAGGCCGUCCACAAACAGGAGGAGAUCAACUACAGACUCCAGGACUACAUUGACAAAAUCAUUGUGGCCAUCAUGGAGUCCAACCCCUCCAUUCUUGAGGUCAAAUAAGACGCCAUACAGCCAGAGGGGCCAAUUGCUGUGACUCCACAGGCUAGAAUCAUAUUGGAGAUGUGGCUAAAAGAAGAGCGGAUGGUGUAAAAAUAAUCAGAAAUCAUUUUUGAUAGGAAAAAAACAACAACAAUGCACUCAAAUCACUCACCCUGGAAAAUAAUUGAUUUCUAAGAAGUCCACGGCUGUCAGAGAAAAAUAAGCUGUUUUUUUUUUUUCUUUUUUUUUAAGUUCAUUGAGUUUGUGUUUGUCUGCGUGUGGUAAAUGUUAGCCCUCCUGAAAACACUUGGGUUCUGGUGACGUCCAUGUUUUUGACUAGAGGGACCUGAGUCUCCCCUGAUGCGUGGAUGAAUUUGUAAAAGGGGCUGAAGCAUUAAAGCGUAGAAAAUAAUCCUGUUCAAAAACAAGCGUCUACAUUCGACUGAGCUUAAAAAAAACAAAAAGCAAAUCAGAUGAUUAAACCCAAAAGGCCUUAAAUGAAAGGUGAUCAAAGUACUCCUUGAUUAAAGCCUCAGUCGGUGGAGUCUUACUGGGAUGGUACGCUGUCUGAACCACGCUGAAUCGUGCUUUAAUCAGAAUCUGUAUGAAGCGCUGGUCAGGAGGCAACUAGAAUUCGUCUUUUACAGCUUGCUGCGCUGCCUACAGUGUGUGUUCCUUUAAACCAAGUCUUUCCAGUGAGCCCAAGUGAGGGACAUUUCUUCAUCUCGGUUGCAGAUAAGAAAUGUCUGGAGGGUUUUGUUGGUGUGUGUUUGUGUGAGGUGUUCCCUAUUUUGCCCUGUGUUACUUUUAAAGGUUUUGGUGACACUAGAGGGACAGAAUGACGCAGUCGUUCUCGUGACGUGUCCCCCGUUUCUAAUUUGCUUCAUCAUUUAUUUUUACAAUGAAACAGGGUCCUAGAGUUCAGGUGGGCCUGAGGAAAAAAAAAAAGCACUACCUUUCCCAUCACUCCUUUCGCACAACCGUUGGAUAACUCAAACUAACCUGCUCAUACUGAUGAUCUAAACUCUACGAACACUUGAAUUAAGCUCAAAGGGAAACUCGUGAGUGAUCCGGGAACUUGUAGUGUUUUUUUUGUUAUAGUUUAUUUUACGGCCCACCUGACUCCAGACUUCUUGCUGAGUGAAAGUGAUGGGGAAGCUCUUCUGCACAAGUGAUAUACUGUCAUAAAAAUGUUAAUAUUAAGACGGAAAUAACUGACAUUUGACGGGGGUUGUAUGUGAAGAAUCAAAUGGUCGUACUUUGCACUACGUUUUGAUUUCAUUAUUAUUUUUGUUGCUCGAGAAAAGAGGUUUUAAAGUGAAGGGAUCAAAUGAAAAGUGAAGACUUUGGAAGCCCGUAUGAAGACCUUACUGCAGCACAGUUGGGACUGUUGUGGACUGCAGGCAUCCCAUUCAUGCUCAAGAGGAUAAACCAUUGCACUAAUAUAAUGCCAUAUAUAAUUGGACAUAAGGAAAAAAGAAAAAAAACAGACUGCAGCCAUUAGUGUCAUUUACACACUGUAGUUCUUCAGCCAUCAAAGCUUCCUGAUCUGAAUUGAGGAGACAGACUUUGGUAGCAAUAAUGCUUGGUGAGAAUGUGGACAGUAAACAAGCCUGCUCUUUAUUUCCAACCAGUUUCUGCUUUUUGCUGCAAAUCUAAAGUACAGCGAGAACACGUACGUAUGGACUGAUCCUGUGCUUACCGGUACUGUGCAGCCAUAUCUCGAUGCUUGUGGACGUUUCUUUUCCCGACCUGGAAUAUGAACAUGUGUUGGAUUUACAUACCAGGCGUCUUGACUGGGGGGGGGGGGGGGGCACGACGAUCCGCACCGACACGCUGAGAAGAAUUCCUAUUUUCGACCUCAGUCUCACUGCUCUGCUUCACCUGCCACUCCACAGGGGAGGGGGGGGAAAUGGCCUUGGAUGUAAAUGACUUGUAAAGUUUUUUCUACACUCAUUCUAGAUUCUAGGUAUUUUUAUAGUCGGAGGAGAAAGGAGCGUUUCUUUUUCUGGUCUCAUGCCGAGAGACAGCUGCCCGUUUUCUCCUCUAGCAUGUAGCGUGUACAGUACCUGUUGGGUUUUUCUUUUCUCAUUUUGAACAACCCGGAUAUUUAUUCGACGACAACUCGCGCUCUGUGAUCUGUUCUGCUGAAAAACAUGUUUAUGUACUUUUAUUUUGAAAUCACAAGGGGGAGGUUAAUUGACAGCGAGCGAGUCCGUGGGACAGUUUAGUGAGAACAUUGUUCUGUUGUCUUUGGUUGAAUGUGAUCUGCUCAGGACGGCCAUUUGUCGAGGUCUGCACUCUCUUUGCUUAAUGUUGCUUUGACCUCUUCAAGGUUUCGAUUCGUCUGCAGUUUCUACUGUUGUCUUCCCACAUGGAGUCCGGUGCUGCAUGGAAACACAGAUUUUUCUUCUUGUAUAUUUCUGAGUCACCAUGUUUGGCUUAUGGUUUGACUGACAAAUCAUUUAUUAUAGCAUCCACCGGUGGAGUUGUGAAACCUCUGACACUAAAAACCUCACGUCAGGCUUGCUCGGUACGGCUUUCAGCCUUUUAGUCUGACUUUUAACACAGCGGGCCAUGCCACACUUAAUUCUCCCCCUCAUUCAGAUUUAGUUUCUGACAGAUUUGAUUAGACAGUGUGACCACAGAGGUGACGGCUAUUGCACUUUAACCAGAUCUAAUUCCUCCUGCUUUCAAAAAUGACCAAAGAUAGAUAUUUCAGUUGAUCACCUUAUCUAUCAAUCAUAAACCCACAGCUUGUUCUGAAAGAAGCAAACUGGCCUGUUAGUCUAAACACUGUGCCUCUGCAUCUCAAACUUCGCCCUAACCUGAUAAUGAGCCCUGGUAGAAGCACUGACCACGCGACUGUCAGUUUGUUAAAUUAUAUAAUGACGAAACCUAAUCUGUAAAUAUGAAUUGUCAUUUUUGUGGACCUUCUUUCCUCUUUUUUUUUCUUUUUUUUUUCUUUCCUCUCACGCUCACUUCCACUGUCCAAAGAACGUUUGCUCAAGGCACAAACAUCACUACCGUAGUAGUGCAUGGCUUGCCGUUAUGUGACAUGGGAAGAUAAAAAAAAAGAAGAGAAUAUUGUAGAAAAGAGAAACUGUAAAGCUUAAAUUUAUUCCUAUUUUCAAAGAUAAAUGUAUAAAUUAUAACAGUAUUGGUUACAACUGUAUAUUAUUUUCGAGGAUCCCCAAAAUGAUCUAAUCCUAUUUGUUGCUGGGGAAAGUAUAAUUUCAGUCAUUGUAAAAAGAGAAAAUUUAAAGGUAAGCAGUGAAAGUAAGAUUAGAAAAAUAAAUGGAAUAAAAAGA